CAAAGCCCAAGUCAAGAUCCUGGAAUGAAGAGUCUUCUGCCUCUAUUUUUGUUCUCCCUAACAUUUUCUUCUGCAUUUCCUGCAGACCGAAGGAUGAAAAAUGAAGAAAAUAUGCAUCUGGCUCAGGCAUAUCUCAACCAGUUCUACUCUCUUGAAAUAGAAGGGAGUCAUCUUGUUCAAAGCAAGAACAGGAGUCUCAUAGAAGGCAAAAUUCGGGAAAUGCAAGCAUUUUUUGGAUUGACAGUGACUGGAGAAUUGGAUUCAAACACUCUUGAGAUCAUGAAGACCCCCAGGUGUGGGGUGCCCGAUGUGGGUCAGUAUGGCUACACUCUCCCUGGGUGGAGGAAACACAACAUCACAUACAGAAUAAUGAACUACACUCCAGAUAUGGCACAAGCUGAUGUGGAUGAUGCUAUCCAAAAAGCACUGGAAGUGUGGAGCAAGGUGACUCCACUAAUAUUCACCAGGAUUUCCACGGGGAUUGCAGAUAUCAUGAUUGCUUUUAGGACGUGAGUCCAUGGCCGAUGUCCUCGCCAUUUUGAUGGUCCCUGGGGAGUCCUUGGCCACGCCUUUCCACCUGGUCUUGGUCUGGGGGGUGACACUCACUUUGAUGAGGAUGAGAACUGGACCAAGGAUGCAGCAGGAUUCAAUUUAUUUCUUGUGGCUGCUCAUGAAUUUGGCCAUUCACUAGGGCUCUCUCACUCCAAUGAUCAAAGAGCCUUGAUGUUCCCGAAUUUUGUCUCCCUGGAUCCUAGCAAAUAUCCUCUUUCUCAGGAUGAUAUCAAUGCAAUCCAAUCCAUCUAUGGAGGUCCACCUAAGGUACCUGCUAAGCCAAAGGGACCCACUGUACCCCAUGCCUGUGACACGGAAUUGACUUUUGAUGCUAUUACCAGUUUCCGCAGAGAAGUAAUGUUCUUUAAAGGCAGGAACCUCUGGAGGAUCUAUUAUGAUAUUGCUGAUGUUGAAUUUGAAUUAAUUGCUUCAUUCUGGCCAUCUCUGCCAGCUGAUCUUCAAGCUGCAUAUGAAAAUCCUAAAGACAGAAUUCUAGUUUUUAAAGAUGAAAACUUCUGGAUGAUCAGAGGAUAUGCUGUCCUGCCAGAUUACCCCAAAUCCAUCCAUACGCUCGGCUUCCCGAGACACGUGAAGAAAAUUGAUGCAGCAGUCUGUGACCAAAACACAAGGAAAACGUACUUCUUUGUGGACAUUUGGUGCUGGAGGUAUGAUGAGAUGACCCAAACCAUGGACAGAGGAUAUCCACAGAGGGUGGUAAAACACUUUCCAGGAAUUGGUCUCCGCAUUGAUGCUGCUUUCCAGCAUAAAGGGUGCUGCCCCCUGCAGGCUGAUCCAGAUCUCAGCAUCGUCCCAAGGGAGGCCCUGAGAAGUCGGGCGUUUCUCCCUUCCCUCCUUUGCAGCAUCAGUAGUGGAGCUGUGUCUCUUCAGUACUGCAGCCCCCACCACAACCAGUGUGGUUCCUGCUGCUGCCAGGGCCGGUGGAGCCCUACAGCUUCUAACAUCUGGAUUGCUCCAGUAUCCCCUGGACGACUUUUCAGCCUCUUCCAUCACACGUGGGCUGCUUGGUACGAAAGACAAAGACACAGACGUACUCAGCCUUCCCCAGUGAGGGUUUCGCUCAUUGAAGCUGCAGAUGAGUCCCUGGGAGCUUGCUACCGAGUGUGUUUCCUCACUUUGCCACUAGAUGGCAACCGCCUCCCAGAGAAGUUGAACUCUGAAGCCGCGAAACCGCCAAUGCUUCCCCAAGGCUGCCUUUCACAGUGUCACUCUACCACUCAGACCUAUAGCCACACCAAGCAACAAACGCCCCUCUAA
Messenger RNA from Lepus europaeus (European hare), 1827 nucleotides. It is a transcript of the gene MMP27, whose product is annotated as matrix metallopeptidase 27. NCBI's taxonomy places the organism in Eukaryota, Metazoa, Chordata, Mammalia, Lagomorpha, Leporidae. Gene Ontology annotation, cellular component: extracellular matrix. Gene Ontology annotation, molecular function: metalloendopeptidase activity; zinc ion binding. Gene Ontology annotation, biological process: proteolysis; collagen catabolic process; extracellular matrix organization. The transcript is spliced from 13 exons. The record is from RefSeq and is a predicted model, not a curated record.